Messenger RNA from Toxorhynchites rutilus septentrionalis, 1647 nucleotides. RefSeq lists its product as uncharacterized. NCBI's taxonomy places the organism in Eukaryota, Metazoa, Arthropoda, Insecta, Diptera, Culicidae. The transcript has 2 exons. The coding region runs from base 1 to 1647 and encodes 548 amino acids. The record is from RefSeq and is a predicted model, not a curated record.
AUGCAGAAGACGGUUUUGGGUUAUAUCGUAUGUGGAAAGAUUAUAGAUCCUGCUCCAGAUCCACAGGCCAUCCAAACCAGCCAUAUAUGCAUCGACGAUUCACUCGAUCAGCAGCUCGAACGCUUCUGGGAAAUCGAAAACUUCGAUGUCGGGAAGACCUACACCCACGAAGAGCAGCUCUGCGAAGACCAUUUCCAACAAACCGUUGGUCGCGACCAAGAUGGAAGAUAUGUAGUCCGUCUUCCGCUGCGGGAAGCGAUGCUUCCGUUGAUUGGAGAUUCCUACCCAGUUGCACUUCGUCGAUUUCAAUCCAUGGAAAAGAAGUUUAUGGCCGAUGAAGCUCUUCGAAAAGCAUAUCAAAGUUUUAUGUUGGAGUAUGAAGCACUUGGUCAUUUGGAGGUGAAUCCUUGCGCGUCGCGUGGCCCACAGUUCUUCCUGCCUCACCAUGCCAUCCACCGUCCUGAAAGCUCCACCACGAAAACACGAGUAGUGUUUGAUGGAUCCUGUCGAUGUUCCAGCUUGUCGCUCAACGAAGCUCUUUUUGUUGGUCCCACUGUACAACCAGCUCUGUACUCCACAGUUGUAAACUUCCGUAUGCCUCGCUAUGUAGUUACCGCUGACGUUGCGAAAAUGUUCCGGCAGAUAUGGAUCCAUCCGGAUGAUCGAAGGUACCAGCAAAUUUUGUGGAGCUCCCCGUUUCACGCUGCUCGGGUGCUCAAUCAGUUGGCCAUUGACGAAGGAGGACGUUAUCCGUUAGCAGCUCAAGUCAUUCGCAACGGGACAUACGUGGACGAUGUACUCACAGGCCAUGAUAAUCGCGAUACACUUGCCGAAACAUGUAACCAGCUAAUGAAGUUGCUUGAACGCGCUGGGUUCGUGCUGAGGAAGUGGGCAACAAACGACAUCGCUGUCCUGUCUACCGUUCCCCGUGAACUAUGGGAAACAUCGCUUGAAUUCGAACUGGAUCGAUCGCCUACCGUGAAGACAUUGGGGCUUCUCUGGUCCUCAGAAACGGACACAUUUAAAUUUAAAAUUCCAGUCCUGUCGCAACUGGAUGUCGCUACCAAACGCAUCGUCGUGUCUGAAAUGUCCCAAUUAUUCGAUCCUCUUGGCCUGUUGGGACCCGUGGUGAUAAAAGCGAAGAUGUUUGUCCAAGUACUCUGGGCAGAACACAUACCGUGGGACCAAGAACUGUCCGAAGAGUAUACCAAAUGGUGGAAAUCGUACCGUGCGGAACUCAGUCUACUCCAGUCACUCUCCGUACCACGCAGAACAGUGUUGAAUCACCAGUACAGUCUGCACUGCUUCUGCGAUGCUUCGAAAUUAGCCUAUGGCUGUUGCAUUUACGUCGUUUCUUCUGAUGACUUCGGACAGCUUCAAUGCCGCUUGCUGACAGCCAAAUCUCGCGUUGCUCCACUGCGCGGUCAAACCAUCCCUCGGUUGGUACUCUGUGCUGCGUUGCUCGGCAGUCAACUUGUCGACAAUAUUCGUCAAACUACGAAGUUCGUCGAACCCCCAACAUUUUGGGUAGAUCCACUGGAUAAAGUCGAAGUCGAAUGUCUGGAAGGUUUUUGUCUCAAAAACGUGUCGCUGAAAUACAGCGCCUCAACAAAGGCUGCAUAUGGAGACACGUUCCAACUGAAUUAA